CCUGUGGAGCAGUUGGCUACAGUUGUUGCAACUUUUUUCGAAAGCUGCGUUUCCCGGGAGAUCCUAGGCGGUGACAGACCAGGGUCAUGGCUAGAGGCAGGAAGAUGUCCAAGCCCCGCGCGGUGGAGGCGGCGGCGGCGGCGGCGGCGGUGGCGGUGGCAGCGACGGCCCCGGGCCCGGAGAUUGUGGAGCAGAGGGGCCCGGGGAGGCCCCGCACCAACGGGGAGAACGUGUUCGCCGGGCAGCCCAAGAUCUACACCUACAUGAGCCCGAACAAAUGCUCCGGAAUGCGUUCCCCCCUUCAGGAAGAGAACUCGGUGGCGCACCACGAAGUCCGAUGCCAGGGGAAGCCGUUCGCCGGGAUCUACCGGAGACGGGAAGGUAAGCAGAACCACGGAAACGCCCUCCGAAGCACCAUGAAGUCCGAGGCUAAGAUCAAAGACGCCAGGAGAGGCCCCCUGGCACCCUUUCCAAACCAAAAAUCUGAAGCAGCAGAACCUCCAAAAACCCCGACCUCGUCUUGCGACUCCCCCAAUGCAGCCCUCGCCAAGCCGGCCCUGAAGAAGCCGGGCAAGGGCAAGCAGGCCUCGCGCAAGAAAGCUCCAGGAAGGACGCAGCAGAACCGCAAACUCACAGAUUUCUACCCGGUGCGGAGGAGCUCCAGGAAGAGCAAAGCGGAGCUGCAGUCUGAAGAGAGGAGGAGAAUAGACGAGUUGAUCGAAAGUGGGAAGGAAGAAGGAAUGAAGAUCGACCUCAUCGACGGCAAAGGCAGGGGUGUGGUCGCUACCAAGCAGUUCUCCCGGGGCGAGUUCGUGGUGGAGUACCACGGGGACCUCAUCGAGAUCACCGACGCCAAGAAGCGGGAGGCUCUGUACGCACAAGACCCCUCCACCGGCUGCUACAUGUACUACUUCCAGUACCUGAGCAAGACCUACUGCGUGGACGCCACCCGCGAGACCAACCGCCUGGGCAGACUGAUCAAUCACAGCAAGUGCGGGAACUGCCAAACCAAGCUGCACGACAUCGACGGCGUGCCUCACCUCAUCCUCAUCGCCGCCCGCGACAUCGAGGCCGGGGAGGAGCUCCUGUACGACUACGGCGACCGCAGCCGGGCGUCCAUCGAAGCCCACCCCUGGCUGAAGCAUUGACCGCCCCUCCCCCGCCGUGGACAAAGUGCCCUCGAAGGGAAUUGAUUUUUUUUUUUUUUACACACUUAAUCUUAGCAGAUUACUUCAGAUGUUUUUAAAAAGUAUAUUAAGAUGCCUUUUCACUGUAGUAUUUAAAUAUCUGUUACAGGUUUCCAAGGUGGACUUGAACAGAUGGCCUUAUAUUACCAAAACUUUUCUAUUCUAGUUGUUUUUGUACCUUUUUUGCAUACGAGUUGGACGUCCGGGCUUCCCGUGCACGCGGGCCAGAGGCUCGGCGCAGGGUUUCCGAGGACAGAGUCGCACGCGAGCUGGGGAGCCCGGCGCCGCCCCCGCCCCCGGCCGCAGGGCCCGGACUCUUCCCGGCUCCCCGAGGUCCGAGCGCCGGUGGCCGGGAAGGCGCCGCGCCCCCCGGCGGCCUGGACGGGAUGUAAGCUCUUGUUUCCCUGACGUCUCGCCAGGCGCACACGGAAGUGUAUGAAUAUUUUUUAAAAGGGUUUCGCAGUACGUUAGUCUUCCCCUCUGCUUUCUCGAAAGCUUGCCGCCCCCGUGGCCCCUGGGCACGGGCCGGGCCUAGGUUUACUCUUCCGCGGGCCGCCGCCGUGCCGGCACCCCGGAGCGCCGGGGCGGCCGUCGAAGGAGUCGUGGGCAGGGAAAAGCGUUGCUUAGCUGGCCCUGCCAGGGCCGGGGCUUCCCAAAACUGGGGUGAUUCUUUAUAGAAAUGUGAACACUGAAUUUAUUUUAGGAAAGUAAUACAAAUUAAAAAAAAAACAAAAAAGAU
Phyllostomus discolor (pale spear-nosed bat) is the source of this 1926-nucleotide messenger RNA. RefSeq names its product lysine methyltransferase 5A (gene KMT5A). Lineage: Eukaryota; Metazoa; Chordata; Mammalia; Chiroptera; Phyllostomidae. Gene Ontology annotation, molecular function: histone H4K20 methyltransferase activity; protein binding. The record is from RefSeq and is a predicted model, not a curated record.